Molecule: messenger RNA, 4117 nt
Organism: Ceratotherium simum simum (southern white rhinoceros)
Lineage: Eukaryota; Metazoa; Chordata; Mammalia; Perissodactyla; Rhinocerotidae
Gene: PALS1
Product: protein associated with LIN7 1, MAGUK p55 family member
Molecular function (GO): protein binding
Source: RefSeq, a predicted model, not a curated record
UUAUAUAGUUAGAGGCGCGCGACCUGCCUCUCGGGAGCUCCAGAGCGGACCAAUGACAGGGCCCUCUCUCCGCGCCGGCUCGGCAUUGGGCGAACCGCGCCAGCCUCUCUGCUAGCAGCGGGCGGGGCGCGCUGAGCAGGGACUGGGAUAGGCGCGCCCACUGCGCCAGAGUCCCGGGGGCGCGUGCGCGGUCUCGCGGCGGCCGCGGGGGCUGGUCUCGCGCGGUCUGGAGGUGGAGUCGCCGGCGGCGGCGGCGACGGCGGCGACUGGCAGUUGUGGGGGGCGGAGACCAAGGGUUGUGAGGUGGGGAAUCCGGGAGUUUCUGGAUUCUUUAUCUGGUAUUUUAAGUGCCGCUGGGAGCUGUCCUUCCUGCAGUGUUUAGGAGCAGCCGGGGCGGAGGAUCGGCGGCCGCCGUGGCGCGGAGAGUAAGAAAGUUAGCCAGAGUUCUGUGAAAAAUCAGAGAAGAGAAACUUAAGAGGAUAAUAGAUAAGGUCUUUCCAAUUUGCAUAAUAUUUCCUUCAUGGAUACAUUUUCAUAGCAUUAUUAUGUGAUGUGAGAAGUUUUUUUUUUUUUGAAGUAACAUGGAUUUUAUACUACAGAAUCAAGAGAUUGGCUUUAUAGGAAAAAUUGAUUUAUAAAAAGUGGUACAGGUUUUUAUAGAUAACCAUGACAACAUCCCAUAUGAAUGGGCAUGUUACUGAGGAAUCAGACUUCGAAGUAAAAAAUGUUGAUCUUGCAUCACCAGAGGAUCAUCAGAAGCACCGAGAGAUGGCUGUUGACUGCCCUGGAGAUUUGGGCACCAGGAUGAUGCCAGUACGUCGAAGUGCACAGUUGGAGCGUAUUCGGCAACAGCAGGAGGACAUGAGGCGUAGGCGAGAGGAAGAAGGGAAAAAACAAGAACUGGACCUUAAUUCUUCUGUGAGACUUAAGAAACUAGCCCAAAUUCCUCCAAAGACUGGAAUAGAUAACCCUAUAUUUGAUACAGAGGAAGGAGUUGUAUUAGAAAGUCCUCAUUAUGCUGUGAAAAUAUUAGAAGUGGAAGACUUGUUUUCUUCACUUAAACAUAUCCAACAUACUUUGGUAGAUUCUCAGAGCCAGGAGGAUAUUUCACUGCUUUUACAACUUGUACAAAAUAAAGAUUUCCAGAAUGCGUUUAAGAUAUACAACGCGGUCACAGUACACAUGAACAAGGCCAGUCCUCCAUUUCCUCUUAUGUCCAACGCACAAGAUCUUGCACAAGAGGUACAAACUGUUUUGAAGCCAAUCCACCAGAAGGAAGGACAAGAAUUAACUGCUUUGCUGAAUGCUCCACAUAUUCAGGCACUUUUACUGGCCCAUGAUAAGGUUGCUGAACAGGAAAUGCAGCUAGAGCCCAUUACAGAUGAGAGAGUUUAUGAAAGCAUUGGCCAGUAUGGAGGAGAAACUGUAAAAAUAGUUCGUAUAGAAAAGGCUCGAGAUAUUCCAUUGGGUGCUACAGUUCGUAAUGAAAUGGAUUCUGUCGUCAUUAGUCGGAUAGUAAAAGGAGGUGCUGCAGAGAAGAGUGGUCUGUUACAUGAAGGAGAUGAAGUUCUGGAGAUUAAUGGCAUUGAAAUUCGGGGGAAAGAUGUCAAUGAGGUUUUUGACUUGUUGUCUGAUAUGCAUGGUACUUUGACAUUUGUUCUGAUUCCCAGUCAACAGAUCAAGCCUCCUCCUGCCAAAGAAACAGUAAUCCAUGUAAAAGCUCAUUUUGACUAUGAUCCCUCAGAUGACCCUUAUGUUCCAUGUCGAGAGUUAGGUCUGUCCUUUCAAAAAGGGGAUAUACUUCAUGUGAUCAGUCAAGAAGAUCCAAAUUGGUGGCAAGCCUACAGGGAAGGGGAUGAAGAUAAUCAGCCUCUAGCUGGGCUCGUUCCAGGGAAAAGCUUUCAGCAGCAAAGGGAAGCCAUGAAGCAAACCAUAGAAGAAGAUAAGGAGCCAGAAAAAUCAGGAAAACUGUGGUGUGCAAAGAAGAAUAAAAAGAAGAGGAAAAAGGUUUUGUAUAAUGCCAAUAAAAAUGAUGAUUAUGACAAUGAAGAGAUCUUAACAUAUGAGGAAAUGUCACUUUAUCAUCAGCCAGCAAAUAGGAAAAGACCUAUCAUUUUGAUUGGUCCACAGAACUGUGGCCAGAAUGAAUUGCGUCAGAGGCUUAUGAACAAAGAAAAAGACCGCUUUGCAUCUGCAGUUCCUCAUACAACUCGGAGUAGGCGAGACCACGAAGUAGCAGGUAGAGAUUACCACUUUGUUUCACGGCAAGCAUUCGAGGCAGACAUAGCAGCUGGGAAGUUUAUUGAGCAUGGUGAAUUUGAGAAAAAUUUGUAUGGAACCAGCAUAGAUUCUGUACGGCAAGUGAUCAACUCUGGCAAAAUAUGUCUUUUAAGUCUUCGUACACAGUCAUUGAAGACUCUCCGGAAUUCAGACUUGAAACCCUAUAUUAUCUUCAUUGCACCUCCUUCACAAGAAAGACUUCGGGCACUGUUGGCCAAAGAGGGCAAGAAUCCAAAGCCUGAAGAGCUGAGAGAAAUCAUUGAGAAGACUAGAGAGAUGGAACAGAACAAUGGCCACUACUUUGACACGGCAAUUGUGAAUUCAGAUCUUGAUAAAGCCUAUCAGGAAUUGCUUAGAUUAAUUAACAAACUUGAUACUGAACCUCAGUGGGUGCCGUCCACUUGGCUGAGGUGAAGGAAACAUCCAUUCUGUGGCAUGAGUGGACUUGAUCUGGCAAACUGCCAGUAGGAAGAUAGCCCUGAUACUUCAGCAAGACGCUGAGGAUAUGGUGGCAGGCAGUAUAAGCUGUAGACUUGUUCUUAGAUCUCAAACUAGUGAAAAGAAAAUCCCUUUAGGUGAUUUGUGCACAGCAGUCUUUAUUCUCUAUACAUGGCUUUAGAAGUUUUUUGCCUUGUUUGGGGAUUCUAAAUGGAAGCUUUCAACAGAGCAGUUCCAUUUUAUCCAUGUAAAAACCUUUUAAUUCUGUUUUCACCUAACUAAAUCUUUUCCGCCUAGUCAUAUUUCCAUGAAAAACUUGUAUGUAUAUACACAGUGGUCCAUAUCUCACAUAGUUAUAAAUAUUGAUAUUAUUUAACAGUUAACUUAAAUGACUUCAUGGAAAUGUGGUGGCGAGGGGGUGGUCUGUGCUUCUGUGCACUGGCAAGACAGUAUUUGGUUAGAAGACUGGUUUAGUCAUCAGAAAUACUUUCCUAAAAACAAGUUGCCACUUUGGUCUGGAGCUACUCUGUUAGGCUUGAAUUCAUUUGUCUGUCUUUUAAUUCUUAAAAAACAUUCCAUUAGAGCCCCAAUUUUUUAGCUCACUUUGUGGAUCAGACUUCACUGCACACUCAGCAAACUCUGAUCUAGUUAAACAUAUACAACAUAUGCUGAUCUUUUUAAAAUGUGAUUUUAUGAAUUUUUUUCUUAAAUUGUUGCAACUGAUUUGAUAACUUUGCUUCCUUUCUCUGAUCUGCAUAGUACAAUAGAAUGUGUAAGUUACAUUUUUAUGAAUGGCAGAUGUUCAUAUAAACUGUGUUGACUGUUAAAAAGUUUCUUCCUCAUGAUGCAGAUAGUUUUUUAUAUACAUGAGAGGACGUAGCACAUUUGACAGAUUUUGCAUUUUUAUAUAUGAGCAAAGUAUAAUUUGAUGACUGUGCUCUAUAUAUAGGUAAUAAACUGGAAUUCUGUGAUGAAUAUAUAGCUGCUGUACUGUAUACUAAUAUUUAACAGAUUGACAAAUAGUCAUUGAGAACACUUGUUCAACAUUGAAAUAAAAAUUAUAUAUAUCUGAGGGAAAUACUAUGACAAUUGACUUUGAGAUCAGAAGGAAAGGAUGACCUGAAAGUCAUUUGAACAUUUUAGGAAAAGAACACUGGGGGAAAAAGUUAAGCAUAUGGAAGCAGGUUUUUAUCCUAACAAGGUCUGCCUCUUAUGACCAGAAUGCAGCAGCUUGCUAAAUCAUCAAUGUUUAAGCUAAUGGGAUUUUCGUACUGUGUCUGUAGCUGUAGCUUUAAAAUUCAACUUCUGUAAUUGACAUGGAAAGUUAAUUUGUUAGUUUUUUCAAGCCUUAGGGAUGGUGUGAUGUGUGACAAACAACCUCAAAUGUGAAUGUCUUGAU